Molecule: messenger RNA, 2555 nt
Organism: Caenorhabditis sp. 36 PRJEB53466
Lineage: Eukaryota; Metazoa; Nematoda; Chromadorea; Rhabditida; Rhabditidae
Source: the annotation of a GenBank genome assembly
AUGAAGAGUUUGGUCAUUCUUUCAGUGCUUUGUCUGAUUGGAGGUUUGUUUUUUAGGAUACUGUUUUUAAAAAAUUGGAAAAUUCCAGGAGCCCAUGCGGAUUGUGCUUGUUACGAGGCCUCGAAUUAUACAGGCAAAUCUGCUCCCAUCAGUAAUUCCUAUAAUACUGAGGACUUUUCCGCCUGUUACAAGCAAUGCUCAUACGUGGCGUACAGUGGUGACGAUACCUACGGAUGGACUGUCAAUUUUCUUUUGAAUCAACUAAACAAAACAUAAUUUUUAGGGUCUGACGUUCCGUUGGGGUACUACAGCCGGUUCCGGAGGAUUGGUAGAAAUUUUCGAUGGUCCAGCCGCUAUUGGAACGCCUAUUAUUCAGUAAGCUUCGAGGCGUCUAGUAGGAAAACAUUGAGAAGUUUAGGAUAAAUGAAGGCGAAGAUGUCGAUAGUGGAUCUUCGAAAAGUUCAAUCAAAAGUUCGUCUUCUUCGAUCACCAUCAAGUAUUCACAGACUGGAACUGGAGCAAGUAAGUAUUCUAAAUAGUCAAAAAACAAAAUAUAUUGUCUCGAAUAACGAAGACACGUUGGGUUUCAAGGAAUGUCAUGUAAACCACAUACAUAUCUUAUGAAUUUUCCAUGUUGCGAACUUUACCAACAGAGCACAAUGUGUCCUCAUGGGAAUGUGCUAUACAACCUUGGAAGUCAUGAAAUGUAACAUUUUCCAUUCCAGAUGUGUACUACGGCGUCAUUAAAGCUGUUCCCGGCCUCCAACCGAGUGCCGCGCCGACCACCACCACAUCGGCCCCCACAACCAGAAGUUCCUUUCCCGCUGGUUUCACUAGAGAUCCGUAUCUGAUUUCACACGAUAUCCUUGUUGUGAUAAAUCAGAAAACGAGCGGUGGGAUUAAAACAAUGACUAAUGUUGGUUUUUAAAAUGGAUUUUGUUGUUUUUAUGUGACUAUAUUCAUAAAUAACAGCUAAACAAAACUAUGAAAUGAAAUAAAUUAAUAAAAUGCUUCGAUAUUAUAGAUCAUCGGUUUUGUGACGAAUUUCGUGAACAUACUCUCUACAACGACGGAUGUUAACAGUAUUUCGAGUUCGAGACUUUCUCUGGCAACACUUACACCUUAUUCCCCUUAUUUUGCUGUUCAAGGAGGGGUUUGUAUAUUUAAUCUUCCAAAUAACAACUCUUAUCAUUUCCAGAUCUGGGAAUUGAAUGCCACUUCCCUAACGCAGUCGCUCCGUUCCAGUGGCAUCACUCUCGAUGGAAGUAUUGACGAGUGAGUUUGGGCUGGGCGCGGUUUCAAGAAAACUGAUAAGAGAAGAAUGUGAAGGGUGUGUUAUGACGUCAUCUUUCAGGGCUCUCAUUGGGUUGAUCGAAUUGGCGUUUAAUGUGAACACAAAUAGCUCAACUGAUAGCAGACCAAAUGCUCAGAGAUCAAUUGUGCUGUUUACCGGAGAAUGGUAAGGUGCUUUGAACUUUAAUAUUUCAAAGAUAACUUGAAAAAAUCACUAAAAUGAUCCUGGAAUUUGGUUAUAGCGUCACAUAUAAAUUCCUUGCUACAAAUUGAGUAGAAAUUUCCAAAUUUUCAAAUUUUUCCCUCAUCAAAAUUGGAAAGAAAUACUUUUGAAAAACCUACAAAAAAAACAACUUUUUCCAGGCCAUCCACUGGUGCUCUUUUGAACGAAACUUAUGUGAAACCGAUAUUUGAUAAAUAUGGAGUAAAUCUUCUGGUUGCGGGGUACAAUUUGACCGAUUUGGAAUCAAGCCAAGUUCUCCGCCCAAACAGAUGGUACAAUGCAUUUACCACUGUUGCUACAAACAAUGCUGGUGUCGCAAAUUUUGUAAACCCAUUUUACUUUAAUAAUGGAUCGGAAACUAAUUACUGUGAGUUGAGAAAACAUUUUUUUUGUUUCCUAGCGGUUUCAAUUCAGAAUUUAGGGUGCCCACAGACUGGAAUUGAAUCAGUGGCAAAUGAUUCUGGUGCCAGUUUCUCAUUCUUCUCGGAACCGUUCAAUUACAUUGGACCUGAUGGGUCUUCUGCAGGCAAAUUGGAUUGGUCAGCACUUCCAGCUUACAACGGAGAGAAUGCCAGAUAUUGUAACUUUGCCAAUAAUCAGUACGUCUACACCAAACCUGCCGUGAGUCAUUUUUGAGCAAUGUAAUGCAGAAAAUUAAUGAUGUUUUAUGUUUUCAGAACGCACCAAGUAUGAAAGUUUCUGUGUACUACGAAUUGGAAGCUGGGAAAGAUACUUUGAGUUUCUACGACUCUUCGAAUACCCUAAUCGCUAGGUAAUGAGCUCCAACUUUGUUCAAAAAUGUUGGAAACUUUGAGAGAAAUCACAAAACUUUCGCUUAAAUGUGGCACUUGACAAACAUUGUAUCCAACUUUCUUAUAAUACAUAUAACGCCAUUGCUCUUUACAGUUUCACCGGUUACGACAUCUCCGAAGCAUCUUUCUACACUUCCACGGACGUUCUCACCGCUAGAUUCACCUCUGAUAAUCAAGCUUUAUACCGCGGAUUUUAUGUAAAAAUAACUCCUCAGCCAUCAUCAUAA